Molecule: messenger RNA, 1152 nt
Organism: Lasiodiplodia theobromae
Lineage: Eukaryota; Fungi; Ascomycota; Dothideomycetes; Botryosphaeriales; Botryosphaeriaceae
Product: Integral membrane protein
Exons: 5
Coding region: 1-1152 (383 amino acids)
Source: RefSeq, a predicted model, not a curated record
AUGGCCGGGGAGGACCAGGGCCCCAUCUUGAUCUGGAACACUUGCGUAUUUGGAUCGCUGGCCAUCCUACUCGUGGCCCUGCGUCUUGGCUUUCGAGGCUAUCGCAGGCGAUUGGACCUCUCGGAUUACUGUAUCUUCAUUGCCCUCCUAUGCUCUAUUGCACAAGAAUGCUUCAACCUGAUAGCCGUCGUCUCGUAUGGCUAUGGCAGACAUGCAGCAGAUCUGCCGCCGUCAAUGAAGAACUCAGUGGUUCCAAAGCAGCUCUUCUUCGCGAACAUGAUCGUCUUCAAGCCGACCUACCUCUUCACUAAACUCUCCCUCUGCCUCGUCUACGCGCAGCUCUUCAAGCGCGCCGACUCCAAGACUGUGCGCAUCACGCGCAUGCUCGUCUACUUCACCACCUUCGUCGUCGUGGGCUACUACGGGUCCGCGACCAUCAUCAGCAUCUUCCAGUGCAACCCGAUCCGCAAAUCCUACCUCUCCAAAACGUCGGGCACCUGCAUCGACCUGACGCAGUUCCGCUUCAGCGGCCACGCCGUCAACAUCAUCACCAGCAUCAUGGUCAUCUGCAUCCCGCUGCCCGCCCUCUUCAAGAUGAAGGACAAGCGGCCGGAAAUCAAACAGCUGCUCUUCCUCAUCCUGCUCGGAUUCGUCCACACCUCCUGCGCCAUCACCCGCCUCGUCCUCCAAUUCUUCCCCAACCCAGCAUCCAAGACGGACCCGCAGUGGGCCAACACGAUACCCAACACCAUCUCGAUGGUCGAGAUGGACGUCGGCAUCAUCGCGGCGUCGCUCGUCGUCAUGCGGCCGUGCUUCCAGUUCCUGUACAACGUCGCCACCGGCCGCUCCAACGCCGACUUGCUCCAGUCGACGACGCGCACCGGCGGCGGGUACAGCGGGUCCAAGUUGAGUAGUUUUGGGGGAGGUGGUACUAUGUCCAGCGCGCUGAGGCGGGAGAGGAAGAUGAGUAAGGCUGUGGAUAUUGAGAUGGAGAGCAGGUUGGUUGAGGAGGAGAGUAGGGGGGGUAGUGUGGCGGAUGGCGGGAGUGGAAAUGGGUAUGUGAGGGAUGUUGGGGAUGUGAGGGAUAGCUUUGUGGGAGUGGCGGUGGAGUAUGAGGCUUGGGAAGCUGGACAGAAGGGGAGGAUGCGGUGA